AUGUCUUCGAAAGUUGAAGAUUCCAUAACGGCGGUUUCGGAUGGUAAAUUAAAUCAACAAUCUCCGGAAACGAUGAAUUUUAGCAAAACAAAUCGUAAUCAAGGAAAAUUUAAUAUUCCGAAACAUGGUAAAUUGAAAUUAAAACGUCAGAUAGUUCGUCAAAAUAGUAAAAAACGUCACGACACUUCUUCUUGUUUUGGAAAGAGGAAAAAUGAAAAUUCGAAAAUAAGUAGAAAACGUCUUCAUCACGGAAAAUUUUUCACAACGACUUACAAGAGAAGAAAGAAAGAGCAUUCCGUCAUAAUACCUCCGACUAAAUUUUUACUCGGCGGUAAUAUUUGCGAUCCGUUAAAUUUGAACAGUCUUCAAGAUGAAGAAACGAAUCGGGCGGUAAAUGCUGUCACUCCGAUAUCAUCUCCAAAACCCACGCCAAAGCAUAGUGAAGUCGAAGUCAUUAUUCCCCGUAAUUUGAAAGAUCCUCUUAAUUUGAUCUCUUGCACGGACGAUAAUGAGUACAAAAUGGAUUCUAAAUUGAUGAACAAACGAAGUCGGAAACAUCGUCACAGGAAACGAAAACGGGGUAGUUCGGGUUCGGUAUCAAUCAAAGACGAAACAAACGAAAUUGUUUUUGUUAACAUUCAAGAUGAAAAUGUCGAACCUUUCGAGGAAGAUCCCCCGGCGAAAAUUUUGAAAACCGAAGAUGAUAAGGUUGAUAAGGUUCUUCAAGAGGAAGUAUCUCCGAUAGUUGAAAAACCACCACCGGAGAAAACAUCGGAAGUUGUUAAUAAGACGAACAAUGCUAAAAGAGAAACAUUAUCGUUAAGUAUUAAAGAAGUUCCGCGGCACUCGGGUCACAGAUGUAGAAAGUUCGAUGAUAAAGAUAAAAUAGUUAGCCCUGUUAUACCUCAACCCGGUGCUUGGAAAAAGCCUCGGGUCAAUCAACUCCCCGCGAAUCGGAAAAAAAAAGAUGAAAAGAUGCCAGAAUUCAAAGCCAAAAAUAGCAAGUACCAAUAUGGGAAUUACGAUCGGUAUUACGGUUAUCGAAAUCCUCACCAUGAAAUAGACGUUCGUUUAAGGUGUUUUAUGGACCAUAAAGAAUUAUUUUUCGAUAAAGAUAUUUUAGAUAUCGGAUGCAACAUCGGGCACAUCACGUUGUGCGUGGCACGAGAUUUCGGAGCUCGAUCCGCCGUCGGAUUGGACAUUGAUCGUAAAUUAAUAAACAUUGCUAGGAAAAACGUUAAACAUUAUGUAAACGUGGCUCCGACUCCAGCAUAUUCCGGAGGUUUUUCAAUUCGCAACGCUCCACCUUUCGAAUCUCCCAUGUAUUACGACAAUAAGAAAAAUUAUUACGUUUUCCAAGAUUCUCCGGGAAUGAAUCCGAGAGCGACUCCGAUGUAUUCGUAUCCGGAGAGUCCGGUCAACAGGAAUUCUCAUCAAUAUUGCAUGGAGUCGCCCAGCUACGCGCCAUCCGGUAAAAAUACUCCCUACUAUUCAAUGGAGAGUCCGAGUUACCAUCCUUCAAUAUCUGAAUCUCCCAGUUAUAGAAGGAAUAAUUACAACUUUGAUUCUCCCAGUUACGUUCAACAGUCUCCAAGUUACCAUUCCGGAAGAAACACUCCUCUUUACAGUUUGGAAUCUCCCAGUUACCAGUCCCAUUGUAGUUUAGAGCAAAAACGAUCGCCACAAGAUCUUCACGCCGCGGAUGGCGUGGACCAAAAAAACUGUGAUACAUUGUUUCCAAUAUCUAUGCCUAUUUUAUACGGUCCAGUGGAUCCGCCUGGAUUCAGCACACAACAAGACUCAAACAAUCCAAAGACUUUUCCACACAAUGUUACUUUUGUUCACGGAAAUUAUGUUUUAGAAUCGGACACUUUACUGUCAGCCGAAACGCCACAAUUCGAUGUUAUAUUAGCUCUUAGCAUCACAAAAUGGAUUCAUUUAAAUUGGGGAGAUGCCGGAAUAAAACAAUCAUUUAAAAGAAUGUUUGAACAAUUGAGGCCUGGCGGAAUUUUAAUUUUAGAAAUCCAAGCAUGGCCUUCGUAUAAAAAAAAGAAAAAUCUCACGAAAACCAUGUACAAUAAUUAUUGCAACAUUGAAUUCAUGCCUGAUCAAUUCGCUCAGUACCUUUUAUCACCCGAAGUCGGAUUCAUAAAGGUGGAAGUUAUAGGAACUCCUCAGCACAGAGCCAAAGGUUUUCAACGUCCCAUCCAAGUAUUCACGAAACCUGGUUUGACUCCCAGCCGAUCGAACACGCCCAUGAGCAGGUCGACACCAAGUCAAGUUCGGUAUACUCCGUACAAUCAAAGAAUGUGCGUUCGGAGGCCGGUGUACACGGCAUUGACCGUGUCGAGCCACGACAUGGACGAGGACAUAUCGCUUUCACCGAAACAAAAUGAUUUUCCCACAGCCGGUGACGUGCCUCAAAGUGUUAAAGUCAAACUAUCUCCGACGAAUAUCGAACCUUGCGGGACGAGGUGUGAUGUUUCGGAUGGAAAUUCCAGGUUGUCGUCACCCGACGCAGGUGGAGUCGAAGUCGUCGCAGAAAGUGGAAAUUAA
This is a messenger RNA of Pediculus humanus corporis (human body louse), 2556 nucleotides long. RefSeq lists its product as uncharacterized. The transcript is spliced from 3 exons. The coding region runs from base 1 to 2556 and encodes 851 amino acids. NCBI's taxonomy places the organism in Eukaryota, Metazoa, Arthropoda, Insecta, Psocodea, Pediculidae. The record is from RefSeq and is a predicted model, not a curated record. Gene Ontology annotation, molecular function: RNA methyltransferase activity; snRNA binding; O-methyltransferase activity. Gene Ontology annotation, biological process: snRNA modification.